Molecule: messenger RNA, 225 nt
Organism: Adineta ricciae
Lineage: Eukaryota; Metazoa; Rotifera; Eurotatoria; Adinetida; Adinetidae
Source: the annotation of a GenBank genome assembly
AUGGCUUUUAGAUUUCGUAUUCCAAAUAUUGGCUUUCGGAAACGCAUGUCAUGGUCUGAUUUCACCGUUGCUUGCAUUGUGGGUGUCCUAGCUGGUAUUUACACAUUCAAGCCUGGCCUUCAACAAGCCAAAGACGAGAUUGAAAGACGCGAAGCAUUAAAAGAGAUCCAAGCACGACGAAAGGCGGAAAUGGAGCAAGAAAAAAAUCUGCGAGCGACGAAAUGA